UUUCGAAUCUUCUCCAUUCUCUCUCUCUUUCUCUCUCCAAAAGCCCUAGAGUUCGUCUUCAACCACACCACACCGCCGAUGACGACGGUUCCGGCAGCCGGUCGUGAACUCUCAAAUCCGCCAGCAGACGGCAUCUCCAAUCUCCGUUUCUCAAAUCACAGCGAUCACCUUCUCGUUUCUUCAUGGGACAAGAGCGUGAGGUUGUAUGACGCGAGCGCCGAUUCUUUGAGGGGGGAGUUCAUGCACGGCGGUCCCGUGCUCGAUUGCUGCUUCCAUGACGAUUCCUCUGGGUUCAGCGCUUGCGCCGACAACAAAGUCCGACGGCUUGUUUUCAACGCCGGAAAAGAAGAUAUUUUGGGAAAGCAUGAUGCACCGGUGCGAUGUGUUGAGUAUUCUUAUGCUGCAGGACAAGUUAUCACUGGAAGUUGGGAUAAAACACUCAAAUGUUGGGAUCCAAGAGGUGCAAGUGGGCCAGAACGCACACUGGUUGGAACAUAUCAGCAACCAGAGCGUGUUUACUCUUUAUCUCUUGUUGGAAACCGGGUAGUAGUGGCAACAGCAGGAAGGCAUGUAAACAUCUAUGAUCUUAGGAAUAUGUCUCAGCCUGAGCAAAGAAGGGAGUCUUCGCUGAAAUAUCAGACCAGAUGUGUACGCUGUUAUCCCAAUGGAACCGGAUAUGCACUCAGCUCUGUUGAAGGAAGGGUUGCUAUGGAGUUCUUUGAUCUAUCAGAGGCUACUCAAGCUAAAAAAUAUGCUUUCAAAUGUCACCGGAAAUCAGAGGCUGGAAGGGACAUUGUCUACCCUGUAAAUGCCAUUGCCUUCCAUCCAAUUUAUGGAACUUUUGCAACUGGAGGCUGUGAUGGUUUUGUUAACAUCUGGGAUGGGAACAAUAAGAAGCGGCUGUAUCAGUAUUCAAAGUAUCCAUCAAGUGUGGCUGCACUCUCGUUCAGCCGAGAUGGUCGGUUACUGGCUGUUGCUUCAAGCUACACCUUUGAAGAGGGAGAUAAAAAGCAUGAGCCAGAUGCCAUCUUCGUACGAAGCGUAAACGAAAUCGAAGUGAAACCCAAACCCAAAGCAUACCCAAAUCCUCCGGCAUAGUUUUGAGUACGAGACAAAAAAAAAAAACACCCAUCUUGUUAUGAUUGGUCGUGUAGUAAUAACAGCCAUAACUUCUUUUACGGUUUUUUUUUUUUAAUCUGCUCGUGAAGUCGGAUCAUAAUAUUAUGUCCCAAGGUUUGUUCAUUUACAAAGUAUGGCUUUAAGUGUAUUUGCCAUUUCUGGUUUUUGAUUGGUUUCGGUUC
Messenger RNA from Tarenaya hassleriana, 1301 nucleotides. RefSeq names its product mitotic checkpoint protein BUB3.2. The transcript is spliced from 9 exons. Gene Ontology annotation, cellular component: bub1-bub3 complex; phragmoplast; kinetochore. The record is from RefSeq and is a predicted model, not a curated record. Gene Ontology annotation, molecular function: ubiquitin binding. Lineage: Eukaryota; Viridiplantae; Streptophyta; Magnoliopsida; Brassicales; Cleomaceae. Gene Ontology annotation, biological process: mitotic spindle assembly checkpoint signaling. The coding region runs from base 79 to 1098 and encodes 339 amino acids.